AUGAAGACCCGAAAAUUGUGCAUAAACGAAUGUAUCCCUUAUGUACAAAAGUACGAGUGGGGUGAGGGUAAAGAUGGGAUGGUUUACGACGUUAUGAAGAAUAUAGUGAAGGAGAAUUACCAUUUGGUGAAAAAGGACAUCAAUAAGGUGGAAUACAUAAAGGAGUAUAUACCGAAUAGUAAAGAGGAUAAGAAGAAAAAGAAGAAACAGGCGGCUGCAGCUGCAGCGGCGAAGGACAAGGGGAAACGUGCAAAGAAUUGCACGGAGAAUGUCUCACCAGAGGAUAAGAGCAAGCAAAACCAAGAGAACAGCAGCAACGGUAAGGAUGAAGUCAAAACAAAUGAUGAAUCGGAGCCAAAGUAUGCAGAGCUCUGGAUCGGAAAUCACGAAAAGGGUCCUAACUUAGUACUGUACAAAAAUAAUUUUAUAAAAAUUGAAAAUUUUUUACAAAUAUAUGAAGCAAAGAACAAGAAAAAAGGGAAAAUUGGAAAAUAUUUUUUCAAAAAAAAGGAAAAUACGAAAAAUAAGAAUAACAAUAAACAGAAUUCAACCAAGUCGGAAGAUGUGAACACGAAUCGAAGCACAGAAGCUGAUGUGAAGAGAUAUUCUGAAAUUGAAUUUUCCUCAUUGAACAAUUAUUCCAUGUACGAAAAGUACGAUAUUGUAAAGGAAGACAUUGAUAAGAACACGCUCUUUCCCUAUCUGUUUAAGCUGUUGUCCAUUUCAAAGCCCCUGAGCAUACAGAUUCACCCGAACGAAAUGCAGACCCUUUACCUGAAUACACUGAACCCAAAUCUGUACAAGGACAAAGUAUUCAAAACGGAGAUGUGCGUUUGUAUUAAUUCCAUGAGUUUGUUGUGCGGCUUUAUGAAUGUGUUUAAAAUAGCUUUUUUGGUGACGAGUGUGCGGGAGCUCCACGAUUUUUACCUGAAGCGGGAUAAUCCGAAUGGAGGGAACAGCCCAAAUGGAAGUGUUAGCUGCAUUGGGGAAGCAGGGAAGGACAGCCCAGCGGGAGAACAGCAAAGAGACAUUUUUCAUCUGUUCGAUCUGUUCCACACAAAAAAGGAUAAGCACGUGAUGGAGCUCAUGAAAAUGUUGGCGCGCAUUUACAUUUACAUAAUUGUGUACUCUCUGAAGAGAGGAGGCAGGCAGACCUAUGACGUCCUGUCGGUGAUUGACAACUACGCGGAGUGCAUUCAGAAGUAUGUGUUCGAUGAAGGGUUCUUUGAAGGGUUCUACAAGAAUGAUAAAUUUUUGGAGCAAAAUGUAAACUUGGGAAAUUUGAUUAAGGUGGAGAAGGAGAAGCUGCAAAACAGCGGCGAUGGUAGGAGGGGUGCAUCGGGGAUAAGCGGUUCGGAUGAUGAGGAUGACGAGGAGGAAGUGGUGGAGGAGCAGGUGGACGUCAAAGGAGGGGGGGUAGUAGAUGGGGGCAGUAAAGCGGAGUUGCAGGGGGGAAAGGGCAAGGAUUCAGUUUCUGCAUCUGGGGAGGACCCGGAGAAGAAGCGUGCCGUGGAGACAGCAAAUAACCCGAACCCCCAAACCGCGAAUAGAAAGGGGAAGAAGAAAAACAAGGGAGUGCCACAGGGUGCAACAGAGUCGGAAGGCGGAUCGGAGGGUGACACGAAGCGUGACGCAAAGGGUGACGUUAAGGGUGACGUUAAGGGUGAGGUGAAGGAUGAGGUGAAGGGCGAAGUUAAGGGCGAAGUUAAGGGCGAAGUUAAGGCUGAGGUUAAGGGUGACGCUCACGUUUGCUCAGACAAGAAGCAGGAGUUACAAUGCGCAGCCCAGCUAGGAAGCAGAAAAAAAAUAAAAGCCUUCUAUGAACACAUUUUCAAGUACCUGACAUACCGAACCAUGUUAGUUGAAAGCGACGUAUUGAACAAGUGUGUUAAUGACAUCGAAACGAAAAAUGAAAAAUACAAGUCCUAUUUGAAGGAAAAGGAAUUAUUAAAAAAAAGCCCAGAAGAAAUUUAUACAGAUGUGUGUAAGAAGAAAAACUACCAAGAUGUUCAGUCAGAAACGGAAAGUUUUAUAAUUAAUAACAUUUUUGAAAUUUUUUAUAACGUGUCUAAAUUUCACCCAAAUGAUGGAGGAAGAAUAUUUGUGUUUAUUCUGCAACAACUAAAUUUGAAGGAUGGAGAUGUGGUGUAUAUUAAGCCAGGAGUUAUUCACUCGUACAUUUCUGGCCACUGCUUGGAGUGCAUGACUAACUCGGACCUGGUGAUUCGAGGAGGACUUACGAACAAGGAGAUAGACAAAGUAAAUUUUAUAAAGUAUGUAAAUUAUAAAAGGAAUUUCCCUAUAAUCCUUGAAAAGGAAUUUAUAAACUACAAUAUAAUAUCUUAUAGCUACUACAAGAUGAAGCAUUUUCGAAUAUUAUUUUUAACUGUUCGACCAGGAGAGAGCGUGACUUUCUUAUUUUCUGAUGUGAGCUUUACGUCAUGCAUUGUUUUGUCUAGCAAUCGCACUGUUAAAAUUAAGGGCAGGAAGAAUGAUAAGAAAAAGGCUAGCAUUAAGGGCGUGAAGAAGGGUACUGUUUUUUUCAUUGCUCCUAGUAUCCACGUGACGUUGGCCAAUUCUUACGCAUCGGAGGCGGACGGCGAUAAGGAGCUUGUUCUGUACUGCGCCACUUCUUGA
Plasmodium fragile is the source of this 2637-nucleotide messenger RNA. Its product is annotated as mannose-6-phosphate isomerase, class I. Gene Ontology annotation, cellular component: cytosol. The transcript has a single exon. NCBI's taxonomy places the organism in Eukaryota, Apicomplexa, Aconoidasida, Haemosporida, Plasmodiidae. Gene Ontology annotation, molecular function: mannose-6-phosphate isomerase activity; zinc ion binding. The record is from RefSeq and is a predicted model, not a curated record. Bases 1 to 2637 code for a protein of 878 amino acids. Gene Ontology annotation, biological process: GDP-mannose biosynthetic process.